UCGGAGUGGCCUUCUACACUGUGGGACGUUCCCUCACCACUGUAUUUAAUGUUUUGCUGUCAUAUGGGAUCUUGAAACAGACCACGUCCUUCAACGCCAUAUUGUGCUGUGGGAUUAUUCUAGUGCCAAUAAGAUGCAGAAGCAAGUGGAGGUCCGGAUGGAUGAGGACCACUUGGAGCCCACAGUGGACACGAGUGAGAGUGCUUGUAGCAGUGUAUGUGAUAAAAUCAUGAAGAACAUGGUUCUAACUCUGACCAUUCUUGGCGUGUUUCUGGGCUCCAUUGCUGGAAUGCUGCUACGACACAUAUCACCUCUCCCACCUGAUGUUAUCAUGAUCAUAAGCUUCCCAGGGGAGAUCCUAAUGAGGAUGUUGAAGAUGCUUAUUUUGCCUCUUGUUGUUUCAAGUUUGGUCACAGGAUUGGCUGGGUUGGACGCCAAAUCUAGUGGCCGUUUAGGCACCAGAGCCAUGGUGUACUACAUGUCAACAACAGUCAUUGCAGCCAUCUUGGGGGUGAUCUUAGUGCUGCUAAUCCAUCCAGGGAACCCCAAGCUAAGAGCGAAUCUUGGACAGGGGAAGAAGAAUGAUGAUGUUUCUAGUGUGGAUGCUUUCUUUGAUCUUAUCCGAAAUCUGUUUCCAGAAAAUUUGGUGCAAGCAUGCUUCCAACAGAUACAAACAGUGACCACAAAAGUACCAGUGCCCACUAACAGAACCAAAGCACCCCCGCAGUUCACAAUCAAGAGGUCACUUCAGUUCAAGAGUGGAAUGAAUGUCCUUGGUUUGAUUGGAUUUUUUGUUGCUUUCGGAGUCAUCAUGGGGAAAAUGGGGGAUAAGGCCAAGCUUAUGCUUGAGUUCUUUAACAUCUUGAAUGAGAUCAUCAUGAAGAUUGUUAGUGCAAUUAUGUGGUACUCACCACUUGGAAUUGCCUGCCUAAUCUGUGGGAAAAUCAUCUCCAUUGCUGAUUUAGAGGUGGUUGCCCGACAGCUGGGAAUGUACAUGAUCACUGUGAUAGUGGGCCUCAUCAUCCAUGGAGGGAUCUUCCUUCCAUUAAUAUAUUUUGUAAUAGUCAAACAAAAUCCUUUCAAAUUCUUCAUGGGAAUAUUCCAAGCUUGGGUGACGGCACUUGGAACAGCAUCAAGUGCUGGAACCUUGCCUGUCACAUUCCGAUGCUUAGAAGAGAAUCUGAAAAUUGACAAGAGAGUAACCCGUUUCGUCCUCCCCGUUGGUGCCACCAUAAACAUGGAUGGCACGGCACUCUAUGAGGCCGUGGCUGCCAUCUUCAUUGCUCAGAUGAAUGGAAUUGAUCUCGACUGGGGGCAAAUUGUCACAGUCAGUAUGACAGCAACCCUGGCUAGUGUUGGAGCGGCCAGUAUCCCCAGUGCUGGACUCGUAACCAUGCUGCUAAUUCUUACAGCAGUGGGGCUUCCCACUCAGGACAUCAGCCUUCUUGUGGCUGUCGACUGGCUGCUGGAUCGCUUCCGCACCUCAGUCAAUGUGGUUGGUGACUCGUAUGGAGCUGGGAUUGUAUACCAUCUUUCCAAAGAUGAGCUCGACUCCUUUGAUGCACAACAAUCUCGGCUGGAGGAUUUUGAGAUGACUAAAACAAAGUCCUUCUUUGACAAUAACACCAACCAGAAUGUAUACGCUCACCAUAAUUCAAUCCUGAUAGACGACUGCAAGGUCACCAUGGGCAAAAAUGGCAAGACUGCAGGGUUCUCUCUUGUUGAAGAGGAACCAUGGAAAUGUGAUUAAAACAGACCGAGGAGCUGCUGCGCCUUACCCUAACUUCUACAAGCUUUUAUCUUCUGAUGACAAAAC
Molecule: messenger RNA, 1816 nt
Organism: Syngnathoides biaculeatus (alligator pipefish)
Lineage: Eukaryota; Metazoa; Chordata; Actinopteri; Syngnathiformes; Syngnathidae
Product: excitatory amino acid transporter 2-like
Exons: 11
Coding region: 134-1750 (538 amino acids)
Biological process (GO): L-glutamate transmembrane transport
Cellular component (GO): plasma membrane
Molecular function (GO): L-glutamate transmembrane transporter activity; neutral L-amino acid transmembrane transporter activity; glutamate:sodium symporter activity
Source: RefSeq, a predicted model, not a curated record